AAAAGCAUAUCUCAGAUAAAAAAUUAUUGCUGCUUUCUGAUUCCUAGAGCUCCCUUUAUAAACCCAUCAACCUUAACUCUUCUUCCUUAGCCUUGUUAACCUCCUAUUCUCUCUUCUCUCUUUUCUCUUCUCUCUCUCUCUCUCACUCUGCAAAUGUCUAUAAUCUCCAUAAAAUCGCCUAAACACUGUGGCAAACAAGGAGUGAACGUUGAAAAGGUGUCCAAGAAGCUUGUCUUUGCAGGCUCUGCUCUUUUCACUACAAUCCUCUCCAUAAUACUACUCGUUUGGCUAAUCCUUCACCCCACAAAGCCUGAGUUUUCUCUCAAAGAAGCUGAUAUAUACCUGCUAAACCUCUCAAACGUUAACCUCCUCAACUCCUCCAUCCAGCUCACUCUAUUCUCCAAAAACCCGAACCAGAAAAUCGGGAUUUACUAUGACGAGAUACAGGUUUAUGCCUCUUACAAGGGCCAACAGAUUACUCUUUACACAUCUCUUCCUCAUUUCUACCAAGGCCAUGAGGAUAGUAAUCUCUUAUCUGCCUCUCUGGUGGGAACUGGCUUACCAGUGGCACCUUCCUUUGGUUAUGAAGUGGAGCGUGACAAGACUGCCGGAAGACUAAUUCUGAAUCUUAAAGUCAAUGGUCGUCUCCGGUGGAAGGUCGGAACUUGGGUCUCUGGCAAAUACCGGUUGAAUGUGAAUUGUGUUGCAGUUAUGGCUUUUGGACCUUCUCUUCCAACGGGUCCACUGUCUGCAAAGCAAGGGACUCAAUGUUCUACUUCAGUUUGAAAUUAAGAACACUAACCUCGUUGAUAUAGUAAUCUUCUUCAGUGAGUUGGUUCUUUGUUUUUUAUUGUUUUUUUCGUAUAGAUUGUAUAUUGUUGUUACUAGAAAGUGUUCUUGUGAAUUAAUAUUGACUAUUUAAUAUAACAAAGAAAGUAACAAAUUGUAAGUGAAGAAUGGAAAGUUUGUUUGGAUUGUUAAUCCUGCAUAUCUUUAUUUUCUACCAUUCUGACUUUUGUUUUUGAUUUGUUUGUGAUGAGUGGAGACUAAGAAAAGAGAGACCUUUAUGUUUCGUUUUUAAUCAGAUCCUCUUUUGGUGGGCUUCUGACUGAGGAUACUUUGUUGAGCUUUGGUUUGGUUUUGGUCAUGAAGAUAUGAAAGAGUGAGUCAUUGAGUGGAAGGGUUAAUGAUGAGGGUGAGAUUCUAAAGAGAAAAGUUGAGAAAAAGGAACAAGAUUGGUUGCUUUCUUGGCAAAGAAAUUGUUCAAUUUACAGUUCUA
Molecule: messenger RNA, 1279 nt
Organism: Humulus lupulus (European hop)
Lineage: Eukaryota; Viridiplantae; Streptophyta; Magnoliopsida; Rosales; Cannabaceae
Product: NDR1/HIN1-like protein 26
Exons: 1
Coding region: 154-786 (210 amino acids)
Biological process (GO): defense response to other organism
Source: RefSeq, a predicted model, not a curated record